CGCCAGCGGCCGCAGGAAGGAAUUCAUUGAGGCUCCGCCGCCCAAGGUGAACCCGUGGACCCGGAGAGUGAGCGGGAGCGGCGUGGAGACCGAGCCAGUUAACAUAGUCUCAAAUUUGCAUGGACGUGGGCCGAUCCUUGGAAGUGCAGUGCCUGGCUGUAAUUGCUCGGUUCAGGGUAAAAAAAUGCCAGCACCGGCCAAAGUUGUCAAAGCAGGAAACCCAAGACCAAAGAAAGGAACCAAGGUCAGCGAUUUUGGUGACACCACUAACUGGCCCACUCCUGGUGAAAUCGUCAAUAACAAGACAUGGGAGCCAGUUAUUACACCUGAGCAUCCACAAAACAGUAAACCACAACAGAACAAAAAGCCACUCACAAGAAAGGAACGGCCUGAGAAAUGCGACAGCAGUGAGAGCAAAGAGAACCAGCGAACCAAGUCUGACGAAUCACCAGAGGAGCGGAGCGCCGAUGAGGAUUCUCAGAAAUCUACACAGAAGAGGAAAGGGUACAAACAAAAAUGGGUCCCACUACAAUUGGAUGUAAAAUCAGAGGGAACACAGGAGAAGCCGGUGACCCGCAGCAACUUGCGGCCCCAGAAUGAGCCUCUGCGUCCACCAGUCAACAACAGGAAUGACUCCAAAGGUUACCAUCGUGAGGAGAAGCACGACUCACGGUAUUGGCGGGAAGACCGCGAUGAGAUAUCCAGUGUCAAAAGCGAGGGUGGAACAAUCCGGGGGGGUUUCAGGGGGCGAGGACGAGGACGAGGCCGGGGGAGGGGUCGUGGCAGAGGCAUUUCCCGCUCUCACUUUGACUACCAUUACACUUACAAUGCAAACACUGACGGCAAUGAUGGAUUGUACAGGCCAAAAUUUGGUGGUGAUAUCAUCUAUUACUAUGACAAUCAGAGCAGUGCAGAGCUGUACACUAUGGACAAAAAGCUGCUCAAAGACUACAUCAAGAAACAGAUUGAGUACUACUUUAGCUUGGACAACUUGGAACGAGACUUUUUCCUGAGAAGAAAGAUGGAUGCUGAUGGUUUCCUGCCAGUCUCAUUAAUUGGAGGCUUUCAUCGAGUCCAGGCGUUAACCACUGAUGUCAACCUUAUCUUGGAGGCUCUGAAGGACAGCACUGAGGUGGAGGUGGUGGAUAAAAAAAUCCGAAAGAAGGAAAACCCUGAGAAAUGGCCUCUCCCAGAGACAGAUUUCACACGACUACUGAACUGCCCAGAGUUCAUUCCUGGGCAGACGUACAAAAAACAGACAGAGUCUGCUCCAGGCUCUCCUCAAGCAGGCAGUGCUGCGAGUUCAAAGACUGAAGAACCCAGUAACUUGAAGACUUUGCCAAAAGGACUUUCCACAAGCCUUCCGGACCUAGACUCUGACACGUGGAUUGAAGUGAAGAAACGGCAUCGGCCAGCUCCUACAAAACCAAAGAAGUCUGAAGAACCCAAAUCACAAGUGUGUUUGAAGCCAGACCAAGAGGAACAAGAGGAGCUGGACUUCAUGUUUGAUGAGGAGAUGGAGCAGAUGGUUGGACGCAAGAACACUUUCACCGACUGGUCAGAUGAAGAUUCCGACUGUGAAAUUGAUGAUCAUGAUGUCAACAAGAUUCUAAUUGUGACACAGACCCCUCCGUACCUGAGGAAACAUCCCGGUGGGGACAGGACAGGGAAUCAUGUCUCCAGGGCAAAACUGACAUCUGAAUUUGGCAAGGUCAUCAAUGAUGGUCUUUACUACUACGAACAGGAUCUGUGGAAGGAGGAUUAUGAGCCCGAAUAUGCAACGAUAAAGCAAGAAGUGGAAAAUUUCCGGAAACUGCAUAUGAUCAGCCGAGAGGAAUUUAACACUCUGGCACCUGAACCACCCAUCGAUCCAAACCAAGAGGUUCCACCUGGUCCUCCUCGGCCACAGCAAGUACCUACGGACGCACUGGCAAACAAAUUGUUUGGUGCGGCUGAGCCACCAGUAUCUUGCAUAGCACGAUCUUUGCCAACGACAGUGCCAGAAUCACCAAGUUACCGGGGUGCGCGGACCCCUCGCACACCUCGCACGCCCAGAUUAAAGGAUCCAAGUCAAACACCCAGGUUCUAUCCUGUUGUGAAAGAAGGGAGGCCGUUGGAUGCGAAGACUCCCCGCAAGCGCAAGACGAGGCACAGCUCAAACCCCCCUCUGGAGAGCCAUGUGGGAUGGGUGAUGGAUUCAAGAGAGCACAGGCCAAGGACAUCCUCCUUCAGUUCAAAUGCCAGUCCUUCUGAAGGAAUCCCAGUGGCUGGUAGCUAUGGUUGCACGCCACAAUCUCUUCCCAAGUUCCAGCAUCCCUCCCAUGAGCUGCUGAAGGAGAAUGGAUUCACACAACAUGUCUACCACAAGUUUCGCAGGAGAUGUUUAAAUGAACGAAAGAGAUUGGGAAUAGGGCAGUCUCAGGAAAUGAACACUCUUUUCCGAUUCUGGUCAUUCUUCCUGAGAGAUCAUUUCAACAAGAAGAUGUAUGAAGAGUUCAAGCAGUUGUCUGUAGAGGAUGGGGACGAAGGUUACAGGUAUGGGUUGGAGUGCCUUUUCAGAUAUUACAGCUAUGGCCUUGAAAGGAAAUUUAGACCAGAGAUAUUCAAGGAUUUCCAGCAAGAAACCAUUGUGGAUUAUGAAGCAGGGCAGCUGUAUGGAUUAGAGAAAUUCUGGGCCUAUCUAAAGUAUUCAAAAGCUAAGAAUCUGGAUAUUGACCCAAAACUUCAGGAAUACCUCAGCAAAUUUAAACGCUUAGAAGAUUUCCGGGUGGAUCCUCCAAUUUGUGAUGAAGUUGGCCGCAAGCGACAUUCACUGGGAGGUGAAGAAAAGCGACGGCUGCCAUCCGUGUCUUCCAGUAAAACCUCUGGUGCUGCCAGCGAGGCCGAGAUUGGAUCACCGCUCCCCUCUCAAAGCAUGACCCAAGGAGCCAACUCUACUCCGAGCCUGGAGGGUGCUUCAGCAGAACGCCUGCAAGUUGAGACCACAGAUAAAUAGAGAGUUGACUCUUCCUCUCAACCCUGGAUCUUUAUUUGAACUUUGGUAUUGUCACCUCAAUGAGCUACAGAAAAACUGGGCUGAAUAUCAGACAUUCUUCAACGCUGGGCAGUGGGCAAUUGCAUCAACUGCCUGAAGACUUGUAUUCGGAGCUGGUUUCACAGCCUUCACCCAUACGAAUGAAUGUUGCAUGAAAACAAUUGUCUGAAAUAUAAUUCAUCUGCUUGAUUUGGGAGUCGACAAUACAGCUUCACUCAGAUAUCCAAAAAAAUCUGAACCCUUCCCCAGCGGAGAAUGGGAUUAAAAAGAUGCCUUAUUAUUGCCUGCUCCUGUUUUUGAGCAGCACGUAGUUAAAUUCUGCUCGCUCAGCUAAUAACUCUCCUAUUGGCCUGCUAAUGUUGAUAAAAUUAUCAGUUCCUUAUCCUGGAUUUUGAAUUGUCAAGGUUUUGUUUGCACCCGAUUACAAAUUACCGCAGGCGGGAUCGAAUAGGGAUGGUGAUUUAAAAUGCAGAUCCUAUUGCGUGACAGGUACUUUAUCUCAGGCCUUAUUCCAUUUGGUGGAAUGAACUUCAACAGCCUGAUAGCUAGAGAUACCGACGUUAGGAAGUAGCUCAUUGGCCCCACAUGAAACUCUCGAUCAGGGUCACUGCUGCAGUGUCUAUGGCCACAAAUCGUACUUGCUACUAUCCAGUUGUCUCUUUCAUUUUGUCGAACUCAAGCCAUCAACACCUUGAAAAAUUCUACAGUCUGAUUUCGUCAGAGCUGAUGAGCUGUCUGCUUGGAGUAGUAUUGCUGAAAUUAUAUUGGGCAACGUCAUUCUCAACUGUCAUGUGUUACGUAGGGAUGUCACGGUGUAGUUUAUUUUUGGUGUCCUGGUAAAGUGGUGAUCUGAAGUCCCAUCUAGCUUGUUAUCUUGGAAAUACAACCCUCACUAGGAGCCAAAGCAUCAUCUUGUUAAAUCAUCACUUUUAUUGUGGUCUGUGGUUAGCAGUAAAUGGGGAAAAAUUGAGCCUUGCAAUUGUUGCAGGUUUGCUGUGUCAGAGUAUAUUGGGAUGUGCUAUUGUAAUGCUGGUGAUAUCGGGAUUUAAUAUGUUGUGCUUGCUGUGCAUGUAUCUCAUGGAUGGCAUGAAUAGGCCCUGGAGGACGAGCUGGUGAUGAGAAAACCUGGCUGAGCCUUUCCAGCUCCAGCUCAAACUUGGGUUUGUUUGUCCCUCACAGAACUGCUGGCAAGUUUGAUCCCUCAGUAGCCCAAGGGUUGGGUGACACUUUUAGUGAGGAGAAUUAAUUUUCUCCGCCUUUCUUUCAAUGCAUUUAGAGCUCAUCCUCUUGUACUUCAUCAUUUUUUCGUGCUCUUUCUCCCCUUUUACAUCUCUCUUAGUCUACCUGUUUCUCUUGCAUGCAGCCCCUGCCUCUCGCACGCACGCACGCCCUCUCUCUUGCGUAUGCCCCUACUGUCUCUCAUGCCCCCUCUGUCUCUCUCACGCACAUGCCCCCUGUCUCUCUCGCUCAGUCAGUAAACUCUUUUCCUGAGGCUCCCCUCCCUCCCGGUUGAAGUGGCCUGAUUUAUUUGGGAUGUAUUCGCUAUUUGGGAAGUGUAUCUCCACGUGACUGGUCCCAUGCACCAAUGUAGAAUCUGGCAGGUAUCACUGAGUACAGCUUUUGUCUUCCUAUUUCCUUGGUGCUGAACUCACUGAAGGGCUAAACUCCUCAAUCCGUGCUGUUGGAUGUUUUAUCUAUCAAUGCUAAUUCUUACUGAAGAUGUGGGAUAAGAACUGCUGAUAAUAACUGCUGACCAAGCAGCUUGCUCAAUGUAGGGACUGUGGGAUAAAGUAUUAGUCCUGGGUAAUGGCCCUUCUUCCCAGGGCUGUCGUGCUUUUCAGGAGGAUGUGUCCCCUUUAACCUCACCACGAUUAGAUAUAUCCUGAAAAUGUUUGGUGAUGCUAGAAGCAAAAUUGCCUGACUGCAAACAUUUCCGGAUUGCUGCCUGAUGGUGUUUGAAGAGUCGAUUAUAACCUGACACUAGUUUGUGAUUUUGAAAACACAUUGUUUACAUUUCACAUUUCCAGUCAUCCCAUAAACUUCCAGGAUUCCUGUAACUGACUCCCUGGAGCUCCAGGACUGAGAUCACUCACAGGACACUGGUUUUCUCUACUUAACCAGAAUGUUCAUACAUAACAGAUUGAUUUAUUUGCAACUAAGAGGCUGGAUUGUUGGUGUAAUUCAGGUGGAGAUCCCUGAAUGCACAACCAGCACAGUUCUGGUAAUGUGAAGCUGCUUUUAUUUAAUGAAUUUCUUUAAAAAUGCCUCUGAAACAAGAACAUGUUUUAUUUCAGGUAAUUUGGAAUAUUCGUAGAGCUUCUCUUUGCCGUUUAGUGUACUGAAAUCACACUGUUGCAGUUAAAAUUCCAGUGUGUGAUUCACGGGACAAUUUGUAUAUAACGCAAGUCCACAAGCUUGUAGCUGAAUGUCUUUUUUUCCUAAGUAAGAAAUCUUUAAGAAUCUAGCCAUAUUUGCCAAAGAAAAAAUCUGGGUUUCGCAGAUGCUGAAUACAAGUCAGUUGCAUACGUUUAAACAAAAGGUGCUGUGGAUUUAUUCUAAGCGAAAAAUGCAGCUUGUGUGGUCAAUUCAUGUUAUGGGCAUUUCCCUUCUUCCGUCCCCACCCUUUGAAUCACUUGCCUCUGAUGAUCCAUCCCCAAUUUUUUUCACCACAGGAGCACCAGCCUGUUUCACCUGCCGUGCCUCCAUUCAGCAGAGUAAACGCCUUCUCCCCAUGCAUCACCGCUUCAUUUUCGAUCAUGGCUCUUGCCCAUUUUGCCCUACUUUGCUGUAGUCACUACCUGGUGACAGCAUAAUGAUUACUUAAAAUGCAUCAAGCUAGAAACCUGCUUUACACAUCUGUUGUUAACUAUCCAAUACUGAACUAAACUAGCCCUCCAUGUGACACUAUCUAAACAUCGCUCUCUCAGGCCAGUGAAAUUCAGGCCUGGAGAUAAUUGAGCCAUGUUACUUGCAGCAGUUUUACCCAGAUUGAGACAGUAACCAACUCGGGUCUGCUCGGUAGAAAACUUAGGAGAAAAAAAUGGUUGUAAACAUCCUACAAGUGUCUUGUGCUGAAGUACAUUAGAACUAACAUCACCGUGAAAGUCGGACCUUUGGCAUACAGAAUACUGAAUCUACACUAACUCUUCUGAGAACCAGCUUUAACUUGCGAUGUAACGUGCACUCCCCAGGACCAUUCUUUGCGCUCUCUUUGAUUCACUUAGUUCUGCCCAUUCUCCCUUCAGGUUUUAAAGUUCUGGCUUUUUCUUGGGUGCCCUGUCAAAACAUGGACAAUAUUUGGUUGUCCCCAAAUGGUUACGUGAUUUCUGUUUAGAAAUCGUAUUUAGAGCUUGUAAGCCUAUUUUCCAGGAGACUUCCCAUGCAGAAUAUAAAGUUCAUAAACUGAAGUUUGGAGUUCACUGAACCAAAGUUAUCUCAUGAGCUCCCAAGAGCUGCAAAAUGAAUUGAGAGUACGUGGUGAUGUGAUGAGUGUUUGGUAAAAGCAAAAUGUCCCUCAGUCAUUCAGGAUCAUCUCACCUGUAAAAACCCAUUAAUCAUCUGAUUUCCACUAGAGUUAGAAGCUGUUGGGUAGAACAUAAUAGUCACCUCUCUGGAAAUGAGCUGUUACCAUCAGGCUUGUUCACUGAGUAAUUGUUGCUGAGUGCGAUUAAUGGAGCAAAGCUCCAGCUGCCCAACUGCAGUAUGAACUUCCUGUUAAUUGUUCUGCUGUAAGCAUGAUAAAGGAUGAGGGUAUUGAGCAGGGGUUCUGUGUGGAGUGGCACGGGUUCAGGUGAGUAAGACAGAGUGGUUAUGGGGACUAGGGGCAGGCUCGGGAACUGCAGGCUGAAUAUUUCAGUGCACUGAGGCAGUCAGCAAAUGAUGGGAAAUUACUAUCUGUCCAGCCAGCUAGGGGUUGAGUUUGUGUUGAUGCAGAUAGUGUUUGCGGCACAGAUUUGGCAGCUUCUGGUAGAACGGAACUUGAAGAGUAACUCUGUUCAAAUACUCUGCAAGUUGGGUGAGUCCAAACGCAUCUUUAAAACUGCCUUGUAAAAUUCUUGGGAUUUUUGGACUGGAGGGUGGGGGGGGGCGGGGUGGACAGAAUGAAGAGGAAGAAUAUACUGCUCUGGAGAAAGUUAAUUCCUUUGCUGAUACUCAGUUCUCAGGUGGUUGAGCAGUGCCUGAUGGCUCAGACAUUGUGCUGAAUUUGGAGAGUUUCUUGCUGUGGUUGGGUUUGCACUGGUUUUCUUUUUGAUGGUUGUGGAAUACUUGCCUCUGCAGCCUUCCUCCAAUGCGUUUAUACUAGUGAUAUUCUUCCAUUUCACUUCAAUCUCUAGUCAGUUCACAAACAUGACUAAGUCAUUGUUUAAUGUUAAUAAAUUCAACUGAAUUUAAAGCCUCUCACUAAGUGGGAUGGAGUUUAUUGUGAUGUUUAAUUUGAAUGCAAGAGUUUGCCCAUUCAGGAGUGCAGAGACUUGGGGACACUGGAGACUUUGGGUUGAUCUCUAUUAAUAAAGUCACUGGAGCACCGAAUGGCUUCCCUUUUAGAUCAAAGUAAUUCAAAGUCUAGCUCCCAAUAAUGUCUCAUCGCUGCUAAAUUUGGAAAUCUCCUAACCUAUUGACUUGUGCUUCCAAGCCUGUUCCUCUGUCAUGAGUGCUUGACUUUUGAUGGUCUUUGGUCUCCAUCGCCAGGAGUGUCGAUAAGAUAUUCAGUUAUCAGUGCAGCCAAUUCAAAAUUGACAGCUUGAUGAUUUGCAAAGGGGGUGCGGUACUUUUAUGAGCCAUGAACAGGUCUGCAGUUAUCCAGCAGUUUGAGUAGGUUGAGUGCACACAGUGGGACACUGGUCUGAAGUGGAAUGCUCAGAGUGCCUGUUAGGAUGCCGGUGAAUCUCCUUAUGCUGGCUGCUGUAAUACUAGAAAUUACCACAUGCAGACUUAUCCCACUUUUAAAACAAAACUUGUAAGAUACUUGAACAAGAGCUUGUAACAUAAACUUAAUCAUUUAGAGUCUUUGCUUUUUAGUCUGAUGUGGUUCCUUCUGGCUAGUGUUUUGCCCUUUGUAAUUUGUGGUAACUCUGCUUUCCUUUUAUAUAAAAAAUCAAUUAAAAUUCACAAAAAAAUUAAAAAAAACACUAAAAUGAAAA
Messenger RNA from Pristis pectinata (smalltooth sawfish), 8175 nucleotides. RefSeq names its product la-related protein 1-like. The transcript is spliced from 21 exons. Gene Ontology annotation, molecular function: RNA cap binding. The coding region runs from base 185 to 2995 and encodes 936 amino acids. Gene Ontology annotation, cellular component: cytoplasmic stress granule; cytosol. Lineage: Eukaryota; Metazoa; Chordata; Chondrichthyes; Rhinopristiformes; Pristidae. Gene Ontology annotation, biological process: positive regulation of translation; mRNA stabilization. The record is from RefSeq and is a predicted model, not a curated record.